This is a messenger RNA of Saccoglossus kowalevskii, 1725 nucleotides long. RefSeq lists its product as uncharacterized. Gene Ontology annotation, molecular function: protein binding. The record is from RefSeq and is a predicted model, not a curated record. NCBI's taxonomy places the organism in Eukaryota, Metazoa, Hemichordata, Enteropneusta, Harrimaniidae.
AUGACAUUUGAUGAAGAGCUAUUUCAAUGCUCAUCGGGAACGAACACGUUAGUUAUAUUCUGUUUAACAGCAGAAAGUUCUCAUACAGGCAUCACACAGAUGGCGGAACAAAACGUGGAAGAUAACUUAUUCCAGGUCAUUAAAGACUCGAAUAAGUGCGAGGCGUUCAAACUUGUACGCACACAAAGAAAUUUCUCCUGCAUCAAAGACGGCUACAACUUGUUACAUUAUGCUGCCCUUCAUGGAUUUUCAGAUUUCAUUACUGCAAUCUACUUUUAUUCAGACUUUACUAAUUUGUUAGGAGCUGUCGUUGACAACGAAGAGGAUGAGUACAACAAGUGUACAGCACUGGACAUCGCCAACAAGAGAGGUAAUCCGAAGACUGUCAAACGCAUUUGUGAUUUUUCCGAUAGCGACAGAAGCUUGAGUGAAUUGCAUCGGAAAGUUAGGAUAGCUGAUAUAGAGUCUGUGACAGAAAUGCUCUCUAGUGAAAAUGACUUCGAUGUGAAUGUUACUUGUAACUAUGGUAACACUCCGUUAUAUAUGGCUUGUGCCGCUGGUUACUUGGAUUUGGUUGAAUUGCUAGUUAGUAAUGGUGCAGAUAUAAAUAAGAGCAAUUUGAAAGGUUUCAGUCCAAUCCACGUUGCGUCCAUGAUGGGACAUAUUAGUGUAGUGGAGUAUUUGAUAGAAAAAAAUGCUUUUCUCGGCGAAUCUGAAGAAUGUAACUUCACCCCACUUCAUCCGGCGGCAGACUACGGCAACGCUGAGAUUGCCGAAAUACUUAUUAAAAACGGUGCCAAUAUAGAUGCUGCUUCUAAAAGUAAAAGUCAAUGUACUGCUCUGCAUUAUGCUGCUGGGAACGGACAUUCGGACGUAGUCGAAGUGCUUUUAAAACACGGAGGCGAUGCAAAUGUUGGUAACAGACAACUUUCAAAGGCGUUGCACUAUGCAGUAGGGUACGGGCAUCUGGAAACCGCACGGAAAAUCAUUGAAUUUGGAGCAUAUGUAAGAGCCGUCAAUGAAAACGAAAGGUCUGCGCUUCAUUUGGCAUCCGAGAAAGGAUUUUUCGAUUUGGUGAAAUUGUUACUGGAAAAUGGGGCUGAAGUGAAUGGAGCCGACCAACGAGGUCGAACUUCUUUGGAUUUAGCUGCCACCAAAGGACAUGCAGACGUAGUUGACAUUCUACUUGAACAUAAAGCAUGCGUUAAUAUCAAAGACGAGAAUGACAUGACACCACUUUCACGCGCCUCUGAAAAUGGUCAUCUUUCAGUUGUGGAACGAUUAAUUUCAGAAGGUGGUGACGUGAACCCAGUGUGCCAUUUGUGGUGCAGACCAAUUCAUUUCGCUGCAUGGGCAGGACACAGUAAGGUAAUAGAUCUUUUGAUUCGUCAUGGUGCACAAGUGGAUGUCAAAAACUUGGCUAAAUCAACCCCACUGAGCUGUGCUGCUUUGUAUGGACACGAAGAAUGUGUACUCAAGCUGAUUGAACAUGGCGCCAAAGUCGAUUCAGUUGACGGUGAGAAACACACGCCAUUGUACUACGCUGCUUAUAGUGGCCAUCUAGCAGUGGUCCGACUAUUGGUGGAGAAAGGCGCAAACGUUAAUGGUGCUAGUUCUUGGACUGAAUACUCUCCUACAGGUAUAGCGUUAGAGAACGGACACGAAGAAGUGGUUCAAUAUUUACAACAAAAAGGUGGAGAUAAACAUAACUGUCGAAUCCAAUAA